UCAACGAUGACGUCACAAUAUAACUCGUGAUAUUUAUUCUUGGAAGCCGCAUUAGACGACAUUGCCACGUUUACUUUCGUUUGAGUUGUUUCAAUGAAAAUAUAAUUGUAACGUCUAUAUAUUCGUUGAUAAAAACUGCUGUUUGGUAUUGCAAAGCGAAAAACGAACAAACACAAUCGGGACGAGCAAAUCGAGCGUCGAGAGCAAAAAUCUGCCUUCAGGUUUGUACCAGAUUGAGAAGCUGUGAAUAGAAAAUGAAUAGUUCAUCUGACGAGGAUUAUGAUGAUCUUGAAAUGUCUGAGGGGAGUGAUUUACAGGAUAACAUAGAUCAACUUCAACCGCAAUUUCUAAAUUUGAUGAAUGAAUUUGCUGAUGCUGAGAUGUUUCUUAUUGAUGGCGAUUCCUUGCUGAUGGAGCAGGCUUUGGACAAAAAUCUAGACUGGACUUGUAGUGGUCAAUUGCUUCAUCUUGUUUACCUUUUCGAACGUUAUCUUCAUCUUUUUGUUCGUAAAGGUGGCGUCUUUGAAAUAGUAUUUUUCCAAGAUCUCGGUAAAAUGUGGAAAACACAACCAAGUAUCCACCUUGCACGGAAUGUCAUUAUAGAGCAUCUAAAAGCAAACGUUACACAUAAGAUUUUAUGUGAAUUUGAAAGUCCGUGGGAUAUGAAAUUUCAAAAAUACAUAGAAGAAUUUGCUCCUUCUUUUAUGCUUCUUUCCGAUGGAUUAAUGUCAAGAAGUACAAAUCAAAACUUUAUCCAUAAAGAUGCACCUGAAUUGUUUGAACAUCAUUUUCAAGUUUUGAGUUUGAAAUUAAAUAUUGCGUUUACAAAUCCAAUUGAAUUUGGUACAUCCACCCUUAACGGCUUUCAUAUUAUGUAUGAGCGAAAAUUCAGCAAGUGGAGGAUACCCCCCAAAAAAUUCCCAUUUUACAAUGUUAAAAGCUUCCUUGCAAAUGAAAAAAUCAUUGAAAAUGUUUGCACAGCAGUGAAAAGCAAUUUAUCCUUACUGGAUGAAUCAUGUCAAAUUAAUGGUGUCAUUGAUGGUCGGCUUCUGCUGUUUGUUGUGUCAACUUGUGUUUACAUGAAAUCAUUGAGGAGUUCAGAAAACAAAGAUUUCCAACAGGAUAUUGCACGUCUUAUUCUUAUUCAUGCGGUCUUACUUACAUCACUUCCUCUGAAAUACCGAGCGUAUUCUCUCGAAAAUGUUCAUCAUUUAAUUUACAACAAAUCAUCAUUUCGUGAUAAAUUGAAGAAUAGUUUAUUAAGAUAUCAAUUUGUAAUGGCCGAAGUCUUGCGAGUAACCAAAAUGACAACGAACUACCAUUUGCUACACAAACGAUUUGUGACUCGUGGGAUGGACGUGAUUUACCACAUACUGUUUUUGCUGCUUGAAAACUCGAGUGAUAAAAGUGCUUUGACAUUGACGCCUUCUCAACAUAAAAAAAUUGCAUGUCUGGUACGUGCAAUAUCGUCAUUACUGAAGGAGAAUGAAUGGUUAGAUGUACCUUAUCUUCAAUAUCUUGAUGUCAAUUAUUCAAAGAAAAGCUGUGAUGUUAGUCACUCAAAAUCAACUUCUGGGCAAAGUAAUUUUUUGAAUAUGAAUUGCAAAUCAAGACAAAUAAAACCAGUUGCAAAUAAAGACGGAUUGAUCCAUAUAGACUGUGUCUUAUUGAGUGAAUAUGCAGGAAAGAUUUGGGAAAAUAUGUGUGUUAAAAAGCUCGAAAUUGAUGAUCCUGAUGUCGCUCGUUUAGUGGUAAGUGGAGAUGACUUUGAUGAGAUUUACCAUUGGCAUUCAAGUAAACCACUCAGUGAUGAUUUUGACCGAAUGCGCCGUGAUGCAAGUGAUGAGAGAGAUUUGAGACAAAGGACUCUUUAUGCCAGGCACAUGCAAAGGUAUGGAAAAUCUUUGCAUGGUCAGUAUGAAUUUCCUGCAAUUGUUGUUGAUGACGAAAAGAAAACAGCAAAGAAUAAAGAAAAGACAUCACAAAAAAGCCAGAAAAUUAAGCAGGAGAAUGAGGAAAGGAUAAAAGACAAACACUUGAAUAAACAACUACAAGCUUGGGAUCAAGAGAGAACAGGCAUUCGCAAGCUUGAACAAGACGGACAAUUUGAUUUAGCUGUCACCAAAAUUGAUCGAUUUUUGUCAUCUGUAAAGGAAGAAGAGCUAAAGUCAAGUAUUUUGGUAAAGAAGGCAAAAAUUUUGUGGAAAAGGUGGAGAGAGCUUUGUAACGAUAAAAAGAUAAAGAUGAAAGAAGCCAAGUUUCUUCUUCUUACAAUUUUGAUGUUGAUCAAUAAUAAAGAAUUCCUUGUGAAGAAAGACAAAGAUAAUUUGGCAAGAUAUCUGUAUGGUAUAGGUUUUGGCGAGAUUGUGAUAAAAAACCAUUUGUCCGAAAGGUUGUUUGACUUUAAGGAUAAAUAUAGUUUGAAUACAUCAAGUCCACGUUUUCAGCUUCUUUACCUUGGCGAGAGGUUAAGAAGAGAACCACGUACCGAUCCUGACAAGAGAGUGAAUCACUUCAUUCCUGAAACAUGGCAACGAGAUCUGCUAGAUGCAAUUGAUAAAAAACAAUCUGCAUUAAUCGUAGCUCCAACGUCUUCAGGAAAGACGUUUGUCUCUUAUUACUGCAUGGAAAAAGUGCUCAGAGAAGACAAUGAAGGUGUUGUUGUAUAUGUUUCUCCUACAAAAGCUUUAGUUAAUCAAGUUGCUGCUACAUGUGCUGCAAGAUACAAGAAAGAUAUGCCUCCUGGGAAAAGUGUGUAUGGUGUGUUCACUCGUGACUAUCGAGUUAAUGCUCUUAAAUGUCAAAUAUUGAUCACUGUUCCUCAAUGCCUUGAGAUUCUUCUUUUGUCUCCUGACAGACAAGAUUGGGUUGACAAGAUUAGAUAUGUUGUGUUUGAUGAAGCUCAUUGCAUUGGACUAGAGAAUGAUGCUGAAGUGUGGGAGCACCUCUUUCUCUUGAUACGUUGUCCAUUUCUAGCGUUGUCAGCAACUAUUCACAACCCUCGUGACCUGCACUCCUGGCUGCAAAACGUUGAGCAGGACAAGUUUCAACGUGAUAGGUCGAACAAUACUCUUCGAAAGAAUUUUCCAUUUUCUUAUAACGUUGCCUUGGUUACCCACAACGAAAGAUACAACGAUCUUGAAAAGUUCAUCUAUGUACCACGCUUGAAUGACGAGACGGAGCCAAAGCUAGAACAUAUUCAUCCUUGUUCUGCCUUAAAUACUCGUCAAUUGGAAAAAGCUUCCCAAUUUCCUACCCAUGUCACUUUAUCACCAAGAGAGACAAUGGCGUUCUAUGAUGCCGUACAGGAAGUGUUUCCUGAAGAUGAUUUAGUGAGAAAGUUGUCUCCAGAAUCGUAUUUUGAAAAUGAGACAUUUAUCUCCAAAGAAAGUGUUAGAAGGUAUGAAAAUGAUGUAAAAAGUAAAUUUAUGGAGUUUAUAAAGAAAAAUGAUGAAAAAGGGAAAGAAGUGAUCAAUAAACUUCUACCGGAAACUUCGUUAGAUGUUUCAAUUCAAGAUGAGAAAUACAGGCUUGUGUAUCACAUUUUUGAUUUGGUCGAAAAGCUAAAAAAUGAUAAUCUGUUACCUGUCAUAUUCUUCAGUUUUGAUCGUAAAUUGUGCGAGACUUUUGCCAAAAUAAUUGUUAGCUGUCUGCAAAAAAGAGAGAAUCAACAUGGUGGCGAUCAUGAUGGAGGGAAAACAGAAAAAUUGGAACGGAAAAUACAAAAAGCAGAAAAACGACAACGCGAUGAAAAUGUGGCUGAUGAGGUUUUACGAAAAACCAAUUCAGCCGGGCAGAAAUGUUCAUCGCAUCGAAGAAAUAAAACCUCGGCCGACGAAACUUGUUUUUUGAUUGACAAUCCUCCGCCAGAAAACUGUAGCUACGCUGGAAAAGGUGUUCUCGAUGCUCAUGACGCUAAUCUUAUUGUCCAAAGACUAGUGAAACGGGGAGAAAAAAGCAGUGAACGGGAAGAAUUUUUCCAAGAAUGUCUUAGACGGGGAGUUGGGUAUCAUCAUUCAGGAGUGAACAGCAAAGAACGAAGUGCCGUUGAAAUGUUAUUUCGAAAGAAAUUUGUAAAUGUUGUGUUUGCUACAGGGACUCUAGCUUUAGGCAUUCAUAUGCCAUGCAAAACAGUUGUGUUUGCAGGUAAUUCAGUUUUUUUGAAUACUCUUCAAUAUCACCAAAUUUCUGGUAGGGCAGGAAGACGAGGAUUUGAUAUGAUUGGAAAUGUCAUUUUCUUUGGUAUCCCUCAAGCCAAAAUCAAUCGACUUAUGACCGUAAGCCUGCCUCGUAUCAUUGGAAAUUUUCCGUUAAGUGAGUCUUUAGUGCUUCGCUUACUUCUUAUUGUCAAUAAAGGAAAGGAUCGUGAAGUUGCAUUAAAUCAAGCUUUGACACUAUUGCACAAUCCAUUAAUCUGCAAAAAUCAACCGGAACUUGAUCUACAGUUAAAACAUCAUUUCCUGUUCUGCGUCGAGCAUUUAGUUCGGCAGGGUCUUCUUGAUCUAAAAGGAUGUCCUCAAGGCUUGGCAGGUCUGGCGAUUCAUCUUCAUUAUCAUGAGCCGUCUAAUUUUGUUCUGUUGUCGUUCUUACGCAGUAAAGUUUUUCAUAACUUUUGUAGAAAUAAAAAUGCGCGCAAGAGAGAUGGCAAAUUUUCCAAAGAUUUCAUGAAGUCUCUCGUAAUUGUGUUGAGUCAUUUGUUUGCUCGUCGUAGACUGCAUGAAUUCUUAAUGCAACGUCCACGAAGUACAUCAAAAAUUCGUCUAGAAAAACUACCAUCUGAAUUCGAAGCUGAACUCGACAAGUACAAUAGUAAUGUUCACGAAGUUUUUGAUCUAUAUAUUCGAACUGUUUCUGGACACGUCAAUGAUACUUUGGGAGAAGAUAUUACACUUCCGUUGUCUUCAGUUAAACUUAUUUCAGCAGAAAACUACAAAAUGAAUUUACCACCAAUAAGUUUGGAGAACAAACUACAAUCGUUAUCAUUACCAUAUAAGAUGUGUUCAUCUUUUACUGCUCUAUCUGGGAAUACAGAUGAUCGUCUAUACAGUUCAAACGAUCGUGUUCCAAACAUCCGUUAUCAGGUUUAUACCGAUGUUAAAGUUGUUCCUGUUUUUCCAACUGAUAUAAAUCUUAAUGGUUAUGUGUACGAUUUCUUUAACCAUGGAAAUUACAAAGCAAUUAUAAGUGAAAAUGGCUUGAUGCAUGGAGAAGCAUAUCAACUUCUGAAAGAUUUUAUGUUGGUAUUGAAAUCGAUAUCAGUCUCUCUGGAAGAAUGGGCUCCAGAAGAUGAUAUUGUUCGGAAAGCUUUUGUACAGCUCGCACAAGACUUCUCAUCAACUUUUAAAUAAGCUUUUUAAUGAAUUUACUCAUUAUAAUUGUAAUUGUUAUGAUUAUAAGUAUCCAUUGAAAAUGGAAGAGAUAGCACUUAGCAGUGAUAACAAUAGAGAGUAUUUUGUUGUGAACAUUUCAAUAUAAAUGCAAACUGUUCUCAUGAAA
Messenger RNA from Xenia sp. Carnegie-2017, 5496 nucleotides. RefSeq names its product probable ATP-dependent RNA helicase DDX60. Gene Ontology annotation, cellular component: cytoplasm. NCBI's taxonomy places the organism in Eukaryota, Metazoa, Cnidaria, Anthozoa, Malacalcyonacea, Xeniidae. Gene Ontology annotation, molecular function: ATP binding; nucleic acid binding. The record is from RefSeq and is a predicted model, not a curated record.